AACCAACUUCUUUUGCCAAUAGACAGGCGAGAGAAUAGCAACGCUAAUAGGUCUUCUUAUAGGUUUAUGAUUAAUUAAAAUUUCGAGAAAAGAAUAAAGGAUAUCCUAGCAUCGAUUAUAAACGUCUAUAUAUGGAUAAAGCAUUUUUGCAUUGAAUAACUACUUGCGUUGAGGGUCAGCAUAGGACACUGUCUAACCUUUGUCUUUCAUUUACCAUUUGUUCAUUCUUUUAAGUUCACUCGUAAUAUUUACUGGUUAUUAACUGCUUUACUUUUCCAAUACCCAGACUACUUGUUGACAUACUUUUUAACUAUUCGAAGUAAUCACUUCUCAUAUUCUGGUAUUUAAGGGGCAUUUCAUCUGUGCAUUUUUUAAAUUUCUUAAUCGCUUUUUCACUUUUACGAAGGCGCUUUCAUUUUUCAAUUCUCACUCUUUUGCUAUACGCUUGGUUUUUAUCAAUUUAUAUUUGAAACCUCAUAAUUAUAUUUUCCUUCCUUUUUGAUCUUUAGCAACGAGCAUAGUUUUCUUUUUCUGCUUCGCUUGCUGUUUGUUUUUAUAAUCCAUUAUACUUUACACGCGACAUCUUGAAGUCUCCUUUAUAUCUCUCUUGUUAUAUUUCGAUUUACUCUAUUUAAAGCCUAUUAACUGAUUUCUAUCAUGCUUCCCGCUACACAUUAUUCUCAGCAAAGUCUUUCGACUGAUGACCUUUCCAGUAACUUGGAGAAAGGUGGAACUUAUCCUCAGGAAUAUGAGCCACAAACUCGUAAGUUAAAUACUGAUGAUGAAAAUCAUGACGGCAUAAAAAAGCCCUGGUAUCAGAAACAUGAGAGAAAGAUUCUGGUUGGUAUCAUUCUUUUUAUUUGUAUUCUUCUGAUAGCCGUUUUGGGUGGUGUCCUUGGCCAUCGUACCCAUGAACGACACCGUCAUCCCUCGUACAAAGAAAAGAACUACUCUUUGUAUAAGACAUACAAGGGUGAGUCAUUUUUUGAUGGCUUCGAUUUUUUUAACGAAACGGAUCCCACACACGGUUUCGUUCAAUACAAGAAUCGCGAUGCUAGUGAACAAAUGGGUUUAAUUCACGCCAACAGCAGCAAUGUGAUUAUGGCUGCUGAUAGCAAGUCCAACUACACGAAUGGCCGUCCAUCUGUUCGAAUCUCAACUAAGGAAUAUUUUAAGAAUGUUCUGAUUAUCGUUGAUGUUUUGCACGCGCCAACUGGAUGUGGUACGUGGCCUGCAUUUUGGACAACUGGUGAUAACUGGCCCAAAGACGGUGAGAUAGAUAUUAUGGAAAAUGUCAAUACGGCUCAAAGUAACCAAGUUACAUUACAUACCGACAAAGGUUGCGAUAUGACAGGUGUUAAGCAGGUGAUGACUGGAAAAGUCUUGCAAAGUAACUGUUGGGUUAAUGCACCAGGUGCAAAUAACGCUGGUUGUGGUGUAGGGGAUACUGCGGAAGGUUCGUUUGGAAGUUCGUUAAAUAAAAAAGGGGGUGCCAUUUACGCUGUUGACUGGCGAAGUGAGGGUAUUCGCGCUUGGGUUUUUAAUCGUACACAUAUUCCUUCCGACAUCACUUCAAACAAUCCUCAGCCUCAUAAUUGGCCAACGCCUCUAGCUGACUUUCCCAACACAAAAUGUAAUAUCGAUAAAUUAUUUUCUCAACAGAAAAUCAUCUUUGAUCUUACAUUCUGCGGUGAUUGGGCCGGAUCUAACUCUUAUAAUGCCGCUGGAUGUCCUUCUACUUGUGAGGAUUUUGUUGCGAAUCACCCAGGAAAUUUUACAGAAGCAUACUGGGAUAUUCGCAGCUUGAACGUUUAUGAAGCUAAGUAAUUUGUUUUAUGAAGGGCGAAGCACAGCAAAAUCUUUAAAGAUUAAGUUUUCUUAUGAUAGCAAUAAUAAAGUUAUUCAUCAAUGGUGUUUACACUUGCAUAAGGUUGGUUUAAUUAGCGUAUUGAUUUAUGGGUCAUUUUUUACUGAUUAAAAAUUCACUUAUAGUGAAUUUGACAUAAUAAGACUAUCAUUUCAUACUUCAUGGG
This is a messenger RNA of Schizosaccharomyces cryophilus OY26, 2033 nucleotides long. Its product is annotated as glycosyl hydrolase family 16. The transcript has a single exon. Gene Ontology annotation, biological process: glucan catabolic process. The record is from RefSeq and is a predicted model, not a curated record. The coding region runs from base 658 to 1827 and encodes 389 amino acids. Lineage: Eukaryota; Fungi; Ascomycota; Schizosaccharomycetes; Schizosaccharomycetales; Schizosaccharomycetaceae. Gene Ontology annotation, molecular function: hydrolase activity, hydrolyzing O-glycosyl compounds.